CACCCAUCUCGUCGCGAUGAACGAUCAGGCGUCGUCAUUAAGCCGGGCUGACGACGAUACGUCGUCGUCGCCGAAGCGCAAGAAGAUUCGCCAGAAGUAUGCAUCUCGUGCCUGUGUUGCGUGCAGGCGAUCGAAGCUCAAGUGCUCGGGCGAGAAUCCGUGCCAGCGAUGCACCGACAAUGGGAGGCGCUGCUUCUACUCGGAAGACCAGACGGCAGCCGAAGCUCUGCAAAACCUCAGUCGGCCAGUUCCCGUCCAGCCCUCGCCGGCAGCUCUCCUCAAUGGCAAUGGCUCUGCGAGGAGGAGUUUACUGCCGCGUCAUGAGAGUAGCGAGCGCAGGGCCAGCGAUGCCAGCGUGCUCACAAUGUCCAUGGAGGCGCGCAUGGCCCGCAUUGAGACGAUGAUGGAAGCCCUCAUACACGAGCGAGGCAUGAGCAUGACGCCUGGUGGUGGUAUUGAAAGAGAAGAGAAUGGCAGCGAUGCAGCCUUUUCCAUGCCAGCCCUCGACCCCAUCCAUCCCGCCCUCGCGUCCAUGGGCCUGCAGUCAAGCCUUGCUCUCAUGCCGUCGGACAUGAUGCGCCGGUCGAUAUCUGCUGCCACUCCCUCCACCAUCUGCAUGGGCAGCCGCGCUCUGACCUUCCCGCCUUCGCAAGACUACCACAACUAUCUUCAAGUCUUUUUUGCCGACUUCCAUCCGUUCCAUCCAUGCAUAGACGAGGCACAAUUCCGCAUACGCAGUGAGCACAUGCUAGCAAGUUCCGACCUCCAACACACCGACUCAUGCUUUCUUGCCCUACACUACAUUAUCUUUGCUUGCUGCGAUAUCCUACUGCAUGUUGCACCACCUGCCACUACCAACAGCAACAGCGUUCCUGGUUGGCAGUGGUUUCAGAUUGCUGAUGAGCUGGCUGGGAAGCGCUCUCUAGCUGGGCGGGGCGACUUGAGUUUGCUACAAUUUCUGCUCUUUCAGACUCUUUACUUCACUCUCGCAAACAAGGCCGAUCUUGCUUACAAUAGUAUCGGCCUUGCUAGCAGACUUGUCUUCCAGUUUGGCCUGCAUCGCCAGCCAUCACCCCCAGACGCAAACGUCUUCCAAGACUACAUGCGCCUUCGCAUAUUCUGGAUUAUAUUCGUCACUGAUCAUCGUAUUGCAGUGUCAUGCGGCCGUCCUGAAUCAAUGCCCGAGUCAGAGAUUGAUGUUGAGGAUCGACCAGGCGACUUAUACGAUCGAGAGAUCUAUCACAAGAGACCCAUGCCCAAUUCUGAAUUACUGCGUCCUCUCAAUGAGUUUGUCAACUGUGCAGUGCACUGGUCGCGCCUAGCUGACUCAGUCUGGGACCUCGUGUUCAGUCCACAGGCCUUGAAAACUGAGCUCAAUCGCAAGGAUACGACACAAGUUGACGCUCAGAUUGAGAGUUAUCUUCGCGAUGUCCUCCCCCAACAUGCACCAAAAUUCGGUCACGUGCAACAGGCAACCUUUAUUCACACCAGUUUUAAUAAUCUUCGACUUCUUUUACACCGACGAAUUAUGACGUCGCUGCAGUACGACGCCGCCAUGGGUCGUCUCUGUGGAGAUGUUGCUCUCGAUACUAUCGCUCACAUUCGCGUUUAUGCCGCCGAAGCAAAAGGCCCCUCCCCCUUCCGACACUAUAUGUCAACUUGCCUCUCUAGUGCUCUGUUAGUUCUCUGCACGCUUCUCGUUCGCGAUCUCACUGCGCCGUCUUUGAACCUACAAGCACAGUUGCAAGCCUAUACAGAAGGCUUUCGAGAUGCUGUCGCCAUGAUGUAUGAUCUUGCUCAAAGUCUCCUACAGGCAAGACAUGCUCUUCAAGCCUUUAAUGAGAUUGUGGAUAUAGUGUCGCAAGUAGUUGAGACGUGGCAAAAUUUCGGUCAGGCUACCCAGAUGCCUGAGAGUUGGGCACUUGCAGUCAGAAACACCGUUCCACCUAACGUCGCCGAGCGCUUGCCAUACCGAAACCUAGUCAAUGGCUCUCAACCUGAGCAGUUUUCGCAGACAACUCACCUCGAUCCGUCACUGAGGCUCCCAUGGAACGAAGAUAAUAUGUUGCCAGUUGCACAGACUUUGGAGAGUUGGGAGUUUGAACUCAAUGCCAGAAAUUCCGGAAGUCAAGUCCUCUGGAUCUGACGAAAUCCCAAUAGUCUUAUGUUGGCGUGUUAAAAGCCUGUCCGUCAGGGUUUUCUCCUUUUCCUCACUCGUUGUAAUUUGGAGUGUGGCGAACCAUAGGUUGCUACUUCAAGCCGAUUUCUAGGACUUCAUCUUGUUGUGUGUUUAUAUAGAUACCCCGAGUGCACAGUACCUUACUAGGGGGCGUUUGAAGGUUGCAUACGUAGGCCUUGUCUUUGUUUCAGUUCCUUUUAGUCGCGAAUCAGGUCAAAUGCAAGUGUUUUGUUCUCAAGUUGGAAGGUUUCGGUAUUUUGAUUACUAAAAUGGUGGCAAUCAUGAUUCAGUUAUGCACUCUUUAUCAAAAAGUAUACAAUCUGAUUUCGAGAGUUUUGUGUACAAUACAAGUAACAUACAUAGUCCCGAAAAC
This is a messenger RNA of Dothidotthia symphoricarpi CBS 119687, 2552 nucleotides long. RefSeq lists its product as uncharacterized. Lineage: Eukaryota; Fungi; Ascomycota; Dothideomycetes; Pleosporales; Dothidotthiaceae. The transcript is spliced from 5 exons. Gene Ontology annotation, biological process: DNA-templated transcription; positive regulation of transcription from RNA polymerase II promoter by galactose. Gene Ontology annotation, molecular function: DNA-binding transcription factor activity, RNA polymerase II-specific; zinc ion binding; RNA polymerase II cis-regulatory region sequence-specific DNA binding. The record is from RefSeq and is a predicted model, not a curated record. Bases 17 to 2146 code for a protein of 709 amino acids. Gene Ontology annotation, cellular component: nucleus.